Acanthosepion pharaonis is the source of this 762-nucleotide messenger RNA. The record is from the annotation of a GenBank genome assembly. Lineage: Eukaryota; Metazoa; Mollusca; Cephalopoda; Sepiida; Sepiidae.
AUGAGUGUCCAGCAGGUUGUCACUUACCCGACCUAUCUAUUAUUAAUAUUACUAUUAAUUGUUAAGUUCCUCAUUCUCCCCUCCCUACUUUUAGAAUUUUCUUUCUUUCUUUAUUUCUUUCUUUCUUUCUUUCUUUCUUUCUUUCUUUUGUAUCUUCUAUUCAUUUUCUUUCUUUCUUUCUUUCUUUCAUUCUUUCUUUCUUUCAUUCUUUCUUUCUUUCUUUCUUUCUUUCUUUCUUUCUUUCAUUCUUUCUUUCUUUCUUUCUUUCUUUUGUAUCUUCUAUUCAUUUUCUUUCUUUAUUUCAUUCUUUGUUUUUUUCUUACCGUUUCUCUUUUUACCGUUCCUUUCUUUUUCUUUUUUUCGUUCUUCUGCAAUUUCAUUUCAUUUUCUUUAUUUCUUUAUGUCCUUCUUUCUUUCCAUCACCAUUUUCACUUUCCAAUGCCUUUACAUUUUCCUUUCCUCUUUCUUCUCCAUUCACCAUUUUAUUUUUUUAUUUUUUUCUUUCUUUCUUUCUUUCUUUCUUUCUUUUUUCUUUCUUUCUUUUCACUUUUUUCUUUCUUUCUUUCUUUCUUUCUUUCUUUCUUUCUUUCUUUCGUUUUACGGUAUAUAACACUUUUUUUCUUUCUUUCUUUCUUUCUUUCUUUCUUUCUUUCUUUCUUUCUUUCUUUCUUUCUUUCUUUCGUUUUGAACCAUCAACCAAACGAUGUUAGUUUUUGUACUCUGACGUGUUUAUAUCUAUCUCAGCCUGAUCAUAUCUAUUGA